Messenger RNA from Oikopleura dioica, 348 nucleotides. The record is from the annotation of a GenBank genome assembly. NCBI's taxonomy places the organism in Eukaryota, Metazoa, Chordata, Appendicularia, Copelata, Oikopleuridae.
AUGGGAGGAACUUCAUCAAACCUACCGCAACUCUCCACGACAGAAGUAACAUCCAAGCUCCAGGACCCAAAAUACCUUUUCAUCGACGUUCGAGGAGCUUCCGAACUCGCUGGAGGAAAAUUGGAAGCAAAGAGAUUCCUCAAUAUUCCACACACACAAAUCGCUGCUGAAUUUAAACGUUCCGAAGAGGAAUUCAAGAGUGCCUACAUGAUGGACAAGCCAAGCAAAGACGCUCAUAUCAUCAUCUACUGCCAACGUGGUCGACGAGGAGGCAUGGCUCAGGACGCUAUGGCGGAACUCGGAUACGAGAAUGUCUACAACUGGGAAAAUGGAUAUUCAAGUCUUUAA